AUGUCGGCUCCACCACGAGAAACGAUUCAAAAACAAAUUCAGCAAGAUUGGGCAAACCGAGAAUAUAUCGAAGUAAUCACGGGAAGUAUAAAAAAGAUCACUGAUUUCCUUAACUCUUUCGACAUGUCUUGCCGAUCCCGUCUCGCCACACUAAAUGAAAAGUUGACAUAUUUAGAGAGGAAAAUUGACUAUUUGGAAGCUUGUGUAACCAAAGGAGAAACUUUAACAUAGGCAGUGUAAUAAGUAAAACUGACAAUCAUUUUCUAAAUAAAUAUUAGGAUACGUUAGUGUAAUCAUGUGCCGUGUAUGAUGUGCUUAUACAUGCACCAAUGUUUAUGUAUUCAAGGUAUGAUAUGGUGUAAUGGGCUGUUGUUUGCAACUCGACGACCGGGCGCCUAUUUUGCGUGUGGUGGGUGCAGGAUCUUACUUAUGCCACCCAGGAAAGAGCUUGUUCUUCCAAGAAUCUCAGCGCCUUCUUGGGUUUGCUGAAGAUUUCGGGGAGCAACCACGGCACUCCUAGGUACUUUACCCUGUAGUUGACCACGCCGGAACAUUGUAGCAGGAUGUGCGCGGCCGUUUCCUCCUCCUUAAUGCACGGUCUGCAUAGAGGGCUGUCCGAUUAUAUGAACCAUGACCCGUUAGAGCUGCUAUUUGAAUGCGCACCUCUUUCCUUUUGAGUUUAAAAAAUAAUAAAUUUAAGAGAUAGACUGGCAUUAAGCAUGGGGAAUGCUUGCUUAGCCUGUCUGUAAACCGUAAGGGUAGUCGGUGUUAUUAUGAAAAGUUUUUGUACUUUUGUCUACAGUUGUUAUUGACCAUUGGACGGGGAGGGUUCUGGUCCUACAGCGUCCAUCUCCGACCCCUAUCUGACCAGUUCAUCAGCUGUGUUUUUGCCACGUAAGCCACUGUGUCUUUUGACCCAUUGUAGGAUUACAUGGUUGUGUACAUACACAACCAUGGAUGGCAUUCAUGGAUGAGCCAUGAGUUUAUAUCAUAGCCACCCAGUGCGUGAAGUACUGACUUGCUGUCGGAGAAUAUUCAAAUGGAGUAGUUCUUUUUCGUUCUGAAGUAGUACUCUUCUAGCUAUGAUUGCAUCUGUUGCCAACUCGGUACCCACACAUUCAACCUGGAAUACUGUGUCAUGGUUGCUAAGUGGUGUUGAAAUCCUUAUAUUGAAGUCUUCAGAAAAUACCCCAGUACCUGUUCCAGAAUUUGUUUUGGACCCGUCAGUGAAGAUGCGAACGUCUUUGGGGUCUUCCUUCAUUGGGAUCUUCGAAUAAUUGUUCUCUCUAAUCUUGUACUUUUUGUCGAAAAUGUAUUGUUUUGGAAUCCUAUCUACAGCCGCCUCCAGCAGCGGUUCUU
This is a messenger RNA of Hyposmocoma kahamanoa, 1359 nucleotides long. It is a transcript of the gene HSPC300, whose product is annotated as probable protein BRICK1-B. Gene Ontology annotation, molecular function: protein-containing complex binding. Lineage: Eukaryota; Metazoa; Arthropoda; Insecta; Lepidoptera; Cosmopterigidae. The record is from RefSeq and is a predicted model, not a curated record. Gene Ontology annotation, cellular component: SCAR complex. Gene Ontology annotation, biological process: cell motility; actin filament organization; regulation of actin polymerization or depolymerization. Bases 1 to 231 code for a protein of 76 amino acids. The transcript is spliced from 3 exons.